Messenger RNA from Spodoptera littoralis (African cotton leafworm), 330 nucleotides. The record is from the annotation of a GenBank genome assembly. NCBI's taxonomy places the organism in Eukaryota, Metazoa, Arthropoda, Insecta, Lepidoptera, Noctuidae.
AUGGCUUGCAAAAUCGCUCUCUUCACCGCCGCCCUCUUCCUCGUCCUCGCGCUGUCUCACGCAGCGCCAGCUGAAGAAAAACCAGUAGAAACCUUAAAUGUCGAAGCUGAGAAGGAUGACCUAGAAACUGCAGACAAAGAUGACCUCAAAACUGCAGCCUCACAUUGGGGCGGGCAUUGGGGUGGCUACGGCGGCCAUUAUGGACAUUUCGGCUACCCAUCCUACUACGGCUACGGUUGGGGCUACCCUAGCUAUGGUUAUGGCUACUGGCCCUAUGGCGGCAUCUAUGGCCACGGAUACGGCGGCUAUGGACAUUACGGAUGGUGGUAG